AUGAUUUGCUUAACAGCUUUUAUUACUUCAUUUAUCUUGUGUCUGGCUAAAGCUGAAUCUGUGCUGCCAGAAAGGCCUGUAAUCAGCCCUAGAAUAUAUGGAGGUAGGGAAAUUUCUAUCCAGAAACUCGGGGGCUAUGCCGUACAGAUCUACCUACGGCAUAAGCUUAUAUGUGGCGGCACGUUGGUCAGCUCACGUUAUAUUGUGACAGCGGCUCACUGCUUCGCAGCCACUGCGGACUACACCAAAUAUCACGUAGUCGCCGGCGAGACGGAGUUAACAACGUACUUUCCAACAGAGGACUCGAAAAAUACCAUACUCAAGCUGAAGAUCCACCCGAGGUAUAAGAAAACAGAAUUCAUAGCCGACAUUGCCGUGGCCUCCCUAAGCAUACCCUAUGCAAAGCCCGCUGUCAACUACCUGCCGCUCUGUUCCCGGAAGCCGUCAUCCGGCGAUCGGGCCACCGUCUCCGGCUGGGGCGUAAGUGACUACUACAAGGACACGUUGCGCGUUUUGAAAGUGCCUCUAAUUGCCAAGGCGGAAUGCAACCAGAAGAUGCAACGCACUAUGCCCCAGAAUGUGCUCUGCGCAGCCGGCUACAACGGCCGCACCCUCUGCAACGGCGACUCCGGCGGAGCGCUGGUCAUCAACGGCGAGCUCUGCGGCAUCAGCACGUGGACUGCGCAGUGCGGCAAUCGCGUCAUGCCCGACGUCUUCAUGAGCGUCUAUUACUAUCGGGAUUUCAUUAAGGAAACCAUCGCUGAUAUGCGAAAACAUAAAUAA
This is a messenger RNA of Drosophila arizonae, 783 nucleotides long. Its product is annotated as trypsin-3. The record is from RefSeq and is a predicted model, not a curated record. Gene Ontology annotation, molecular function: serine-type endopeptidase activity. Gene Ontology annotation, biological process: proteolysis. NCBI's taxonomy places the organism in Eukaryota, Metazoa, Arthropoda, Insecta, Diptera, Drosophilidae.